Sitophilus oryzae (rice weevil) is the source of this 1649-nucleotide messenger RNA. Its product is annotated as coiled-coil domain-containing protein AGAP005037-like. Lineage: Eukaryota; Metazoa; Arthropoda; Insecta; Coleoptera; Curculionidae. The record is from RefSeq and is a predicted model, not a curated record.
AAAAAAAUACCCCGAUUCACUCACACUUUUUUGAGCCAGCCUAUAGAAGUUACAAUAUUUUCCUGAUAAAUUAUGAUGAAAUAAAAACAGAGAACAACUUUGCAAAACCUCAACGAAUGCUUUUUGUUAGACGUCAUACUAACCUGCAUACACUAAUAAUUGUUAAUCAUAGCCAUAGAAAUUAUGAAAAAAAAAGUUUUUUUAUUUAUUGUUGAAAUUGUUUUAGUUAUUGGAGUUAUUGGAAUUACCUCAUGAGUAGUGAUGUUUGUUUGCAAUUAAUAUUUUUUUAAAAGCCCCCUACCGCUCCACGCAUGGGGUCGCUCGUCCUCGGGGGAGAAUGCUCCAGUGCCUCCUCCGACAGUUCCCAGCGUCCGGAGAACGCGCUCGACGCUCUGCUAGACGAGCUGCAGACCUUCUCCAAGCCGCACCCCGGCACCCGCUCCUCCUCCGAAAGCUCCGAGCCUCCCGCCAUCCCCGCCAAGGGCGUCGCCCCUACCUCCAGGCCGCCACAGAUGGCCGAGAUCGGCCGCAAGGGCAGCAUGGACUCGGCCUCGUUCCUGCCCAGCAACAACCUCACCGUCAGCACCACCACAGGGAGUCUCCGGCGACUGCAUUCGUAUCCUAGCGGCUCGGACACGGAUAACAGUCCCCCAAUUCAACCGCUCCAACCGACCAAAACCGCCAGCAAACCCCCGAUACCUGAACGCAACACGGAACUCCUCCAGCACGUGGUUUCGGGGAAGAGGAUUCCUCCCCCUCCUCCUCCAAGGACCAGCUCGAAAUCUCCCCUAGCCUCUCCUACGUCUCCGAGUUUACCUCCUAGAUCCGUCGCGUCUGCGGGACUCCAACAUAUCCAGAACGUGCAGAAUAUGGAGAAGCCCAUGUCCCAGUUCGAGCAAGCCACUCAGAACCUAGGCCUACAAACGCUCAGGCGCAACGUGCCCAACCGAUCUAGUAUCAAGGACUCGAACAAAUCUCAAACCCUUCCUAGGAAUAUAGGCUCGAAUCUUCAAAUACCUAACAGCGACAGCGAUGUAAUAUGAAACAACUCGAGCAGUUGCGAGAGCGUCAACUCGCAAGACGGCACGAAGAAAACGAGGAAAGAAGAACUGGAACAGAGGCAUCAGGAACUGUUGAAGAAACAGAAAGCUCUUCAGGAACAGUACGCCAGACUGCAACAACUCCAGCGAGGUAACAACACCCUAACUGUCAUACCUCCAGCUCCCGAUCAACUACUAAAGAAAACAGGAAGCGAAUCAAACCUUCUACAGAAAAUGGGCUUGCAACUGGCCACCUCUCAGAUCACCGGGUCCCUGACAAACAUACCCAACACCAACGCCUCGCUUGUUAAUAAAGUUACCCUAACCAACGCUACGUCCGACAUGGACAGGGAAAAUCCUAGUUUCGACGAUAAGAGCAACAACGCUACCGAAAACAAAGAUGUUUUGAACCAGGAAGGUCAGAAGAAAGUAUACGAAACUGACAUUCUGUGACCUAUCAUCGCUGAGAGGCUGCAAGUUGUAUGUUGAUCUUGGUAGUUCGAGUAGUUCAAUAGAGAUGUCGCAUUAUCGGUUUGCUUGGUUUAGUUUUUAAAGGCCGACUGAUUUUAUAUAAUUUACUGAAUAAAAAAGACCACGAUAAUUAUAAGA